Momordica charantia (bitter melon) is the source of this 1287-nucleotide messenger RNA. The record is from RefSeq and is a predicted model, not a curated record. Lineage: Eukaryota; Viridiplantae; Streptophyta; Magnoliopsida; Cucurbitales; Cucurbitaceae.
UCUAUAUACCAUUUUUAGGACAUAAAAGUAUUAAUGAAUGCCAUUACAGCUCCGUUUCUCUCUUUUGUUUCUAAAAUCUGCUUUUUCGUUUUCCCAUUCCUGGGAAUUGGAAUUGAAACUUAACCCCAAAAGCAUGAGGCUAUGAAGGGUGGUUUCCAGGGCUGAUGAUUUCUCUUCGUCUCAUCGACCCGACCCAGCCCGACCCUGCUUCGUCGUCUCUGUAGAUUUGGAUUCAUUUUUUCUUUCAGAAAAAAUAUGAAGCUCAGUAUUGUUGUUUUGUGGAUCGUAGAGAUCAUCUCCAUCCAUGCAAUUGGAGUUGUUUCCAAAACCAAUGCCCCCGAUGUUUCUGCACUGAAUGUGAUGUACACUAGUCUAAAUUCACCUUCACAACUAUCGGGUUGGAAAUCGAGUGGGGGUGACCCAUGUGGCGAUUCUUGGGAAGGGAUCAAAUGCUCAGGAUCAUCCGUCACUGAAAUAAGUUUGUCGGACUAUGGACUGAGUGGAUCAAUGGGUUACCAGCUCUCGAAUUUGGCAUCCGUCACCAGCUUUGAUUUGAGCAAGAACAAUCUCAACGGCGAAAUCCCGUAUCAGCUUCCUCCUAAUUGUGUUAACAUCGAUCUCUCUGAAAACAGCUUCACUGGUAGUGUGCCUUAUUCAAUUUCUCAGAUGUCUGAUCUUGAAACUUUAAAUCUUGGACAUAACAAGCUCAAUAACCAAUUGAGUGACAUGUUUAGCAAGCUUUCUAAGCUCAAAAGGAUGGAUCUGUCAUACAACUCACUCUCAGGAAACUUGCCUCUAAGUUUUAAGAAGCUUUCAAGCCUCAGCACACUGCACAUACAGGAAAAUAAAUUUACAGGUUCAAUCAAUGUUCUUGCAGACCUUCCACUUGAUGAUUUAGAUGUUUCAAACAACAAAUUCACUGGCUGGGUUCCUGAUAGCCUUGAGGACAUAAAUAGUUUGCAGACUGUAGGAAAUUCUUGGUCGUCCGGACCAGCUCCUCCUCCUCCACCAGGAUCAGCGUCCAAUCCAAACAAAAACUCGGAGAAGAAGGAAUCCGGCGGCGGCCACGGCGGAGUCAGCGGCAUAGCCAUGGCCGGAAUAGCAAUGGGAGUUCUUGCCGUACUUGCCAUUGUUCUGGCCCUCUUCUCCAGAAGGCGAUCGGCCCCUCCUUCAUCCCAUUAUCUGGACGACGACGCCAGCACCCACCACAGAUCCUUCACUCCACUCGCCUCUCAAGAACUCUCCAAAGACACAAAAUCCGUCAACUCAGACGCUUCUCUGGACAUC